CCCCACCCAUCCCCUGCCUGCAGAAGAGGGGCUGUUACCAGGCACUGCCCCUUGAGGAAAAAGAGGGACAAACUAAAACAGUUAAUGAUUUAUCACUUCUGCAGCAGCGAUGUUUCAUUUAUUCCCAUAAUAUGUGGAUAAACUGUAAUCUUAUUCAUCUGUCAACUAUUCUACCUCUAAUCAUUAACAUCAGUCUCUGUAUGGCAACUUGUUAUAAUGGAGAGUAUGAAAUAAAUGGCCAGUGCUGUCCAAUGUGUGAUGCAGGAAAACGAGUUUAUUUGCACUGUGAUGAGUUCUCAAGCAUAACAUGUGUAUCAUGUACUAAAGACACUUACACUGAGUCUUCUAAUGGAUUAAGAGAGUGCCUGCAGUGUUCUGUCUGUGAUUUAAGUAAUAACCUGAGAGUUAUAAAAGCAUGUACAGUGACAUCCAAUACAGCGUGUGAGCCUCUGCCAGGUCAUUACUGUAUAGAAGUAAAUGGGAAAAGCUGUUUAAAGGCUGAAAAGCAUUCAACCUGCUCACCUGGACAGUAUAUCAACCAGACCGGAACAGAAUUUCGAGAUACAGUGUGUGCACCCUGCCCUGCUGGUUCAUAUUCAGAUGGUACACUUUGUAAAUUACACACAAACUGUGAAUCUUUUAAGAAAAUAACAAUUAAACCAGGAACAGAAAAAGAUGAUGCUGAGUGUACUAAUGAUGAACAAUCUUAUAAACUACCUCUGAUUCUUAUGUUUGGAGUGUGUGUGUUGGUUGUCAUAGUUGUAAUUGUUGUAAUUAUUGUAAAGAAGAAAAAGUCUUAUCGUCUAGCAGCUCAAGAUCCACAUUCAAGGUUAUAAACAUUAAAUGUUUUUGUAAAAACCAAACAUGCAUCAUGAGGGGUUUUUGUACAGACUUUCUAAUACAUUUAAUGUAAUUUUUUAAAAUGAAUCUGGUUAUUUGCUUAGAUUCAGCUUAGAUUCCCCCACCCUACUGAUAAAGUCAUAAAUAAGUCACUUUGCAAAUUAGCACAUCAAAUGUCACUGUGGAGAAAAAAGGAAACACACAGUCUUUAGGUGGAAAAACAGAUUUUUGGGGGACCCCCUUGAAACCUGGUUCUCCAUGUGACCGAGGUUUGUGUACUCCUUAGUUCCAUUACCAAAAUACCCAUUCAUUUUUCCCAUAGACAAUUGGAUUAUUGCAAAAAAUAAGCUCUGUAUUUAACCAAAGUUUUUGACUGCUACACAUUUUGUCCAACAAGAUCAUCUUUACAGAUGAACACAACUUUUAUGAUUUUGAAAUCUAAAUGCAUUUACUAGAAAUUAAAUCACCACCAAGUUUCGGACAGCUCUUUUAAUAUAAUAUAUAAGAUAAUA
Paramisgurnus dabryanus is the source of this 1352-nucleotide messenger RNA. RefSeq names its product tumor necrosis factor receptor superfamily member 14-like. Gene Ontology annotation, cellular component: external side of plasma membrane. Gene Ontology annotation, biological process: defense response to Gram-negative bacterium; negative regulation of alpha-beta T cell proliferation; positive regulation of T cell migration. The record is from RefSeq and is a predicted model, not a curated record. Gene Ontology annotation, molecular function: protein binding. Lineage: Eukaryota; Metazoa; Chordata; Actinopteri; Cypriniformes; Cobitidae.